CAUGUCCUCGACACAGCUCCUGCCGGUGUUCGGUCCCGAUGAGCUGAGGACACUGUCCCUGUCCCCGGCGGGUUGACUGGUUCCACGCAGCGGACACCGGACAGGUCGGUGUGAGCUGCUCCGGCUCCACAGCGCAGGAGACACUCGAGGACUGAGAGGACGCAGAUCCGGAGAGGCAUCGCCAAAGACUGGACAGUAAGACAUGAAGACCUGCAGAUUAAAAACUGUGAUGGACGGACACACAGCCUCCUGCAGGUGAAGCUUCAACUUUCAAAUUCCCUGGCUCCUGCUCUUCGAUGUCAUUAUGUCACAAUCAGACUGCAAAUAUGGGAGCGGCCCCCACACAGAGCAGAGUGGGAGGCUCCGCAGCUCGCCCACGCAUCAGGAAUAUGGGAAAACACCCGUCAGGACUUUUUUGGACUUCAGGCACACAAACGAGCCGGAAAAUCCGGACGUCAAGUGGCCUCCCCUGUCGUUGCUAAGCAACAUGCGGAGCGUCUCCAAAGUCCGACUGCUCAGUUUCCUCCUGGGCCUGGCGCUGACCUUUCUCGUCAUGGCCUCCUAUAUCCUGCCCUGGGAAAAGACGGGACUUCUGUUCACCCCCUCACCCCUUCAGCUCAGACCUAUGCUCGUCCCGACCGGCACAUCAGAAAAGGAUUCGUCUCAAAAUACAUUAAUAGACAUGAAAUUGCUGGUGAAGAUCAUCAGCUUCAAACUGGAAUACUCACCCAGGAAGGUCCCUGACGAAAAGGACGUCAUUGAAACCGAUGCCCCUUUGUUCUCGGUAAUUCCUCGCCAUUUCCUGUCGAGCAUCAAGAGCCCGUGCUGGUACGAGGAGUUCUCAGGAGACCUCGGCACUGAUCCCUACCGGAGGAACCUCUUCGCGCUGCACUCAAAGGACUUCAAGACUGUGUGCGAGCAACUGAAGAUCGACUUCCACCGACACUUGUACCACAGGGACGGCGAAGUGUUUCGUCUGCGCUGCUUGCCGUACUUCUACAUCAUCGGCCAACCCAAGUGUGGCACCACCGACUUGUUUCAGAGACUGCGGCUGCAUCCGGAGGUCAGGUUCAACACCAUUAAGGAGCCACACUGGUGGACCAGGAAACGCUUCGGUUAUAUCCAUUCCAAAGAUGGCUUCAAAGAAAGUUUUCCUGUGCAGGACUACCUGGAUCUGUUUGACUUGGCAGCUGUUAACAUCCAAGCAGGAAUCAAUGGAAAUCCAUCUGGAGACGGCAGCGCGCUCCCGCUCAUAACAGGUGAUGCCAGUGCAUCCACUAUGUGGGACAACCAAGCCUGGAGCAACCUCCACGGAGGCGGGGAGGAUGGCGAGCCUCAGUUCCUGGCCCAGGACUUCAUCCACGCAAUCCAGCCCGGUGCAAAAAUCAUCGUCAUGGUCAGAGAUCCAGUGGAGAGGCUUUAUUCUGACUACCUGUACUUUACGGUGGGAAAUAAGUCGGCUGAAGACUUCCAUCUGAAGGUCGUGGAGUCCGUGCAGUUGUUUCACUCUUGCCUGUCUGAGAGGACAAUACGUUACUGCGCCUACGACACCAGCCUCUCUAAUGCCAUGCCGGUGAGGCUGAAUUUGGGGAUGUACGUCGUCUUCUUACUGGACUGGCUGACAGUUUUCCAUCGGGAGCAGAUUCUGGUUCUUCGACUGGAACACUACGCAGCCAACAUCAAAGUGACAAUCAGGAACGUUUUUGACUUCCUGAGUGUAGAUCCUCUGUCUGAGCAGGUGGAGGCAGCAGUGACCAAUCGGGCCAUGUCCAACACUCGGCGGGCGGCGGACAGGAACCUGGGUCCGAUGCUUCCUGCCACCAGGAUCCUCCUCAGGGAAUUUCACCAGCCCUUCAACCAUAAACUCGCCAGUGUGCUGGACAACAAGGCCUUUCUCUGGAGCAACACCUGAAGGGGUUGACCUGGAAUAACUCCUGAUGUACGUGUAUGAGAAUCAGGAUUCUUUUUAAUGACCACAGGACGGAGGUGGGCUUGUGCAGCCUGGUGCGUGAGGCAGCAUCACUUUGAACACAAGAACGUUGACGAGCACAGCAGACACUAUUUACCAGAAUAAACAAACUCACAGACGCCUGCUGUUGAGUCAGAAAGAGUCAAUGCUGCUCUCUCUAAGAUUUAACACCGCGCCUGCAGAUGGACUCACACCACAUCACGCACACGAGACGCACACAAGUCAUUCAUUGUCACACAUUGUAGAAGUGGUGGUGGCACUUGAAGCUCUUCAGGUCAUCUUACCUUGUGCUGUCGUUGCCGCUAACACACGUGUGUCAUGCAAAGAUUGUAAAGAAAACCAUCAGAUGAGACAACCUUUUACUCUUUAAGAUGAGUAAUAAGAAAGGGUUAGGGUUAGGGUUAGAAGAAGAAUUACAUGAGUUGGAGAACAGUUUCUAAAUAGGGAUGUUUUGGUGCGCAGGAACCUUUAGCGCCUCCUAGAGGUCUGCAGCUGGAAGAGGUGGUGAGCGGGGUCAGAGUGUGUUUCUUUGUAUUUGUGCGUUGUGGUUGAGGUGAUUCCACUGAUGACAGGAGAGUGUCAGUAAUCUUGCAUGAUUUAUUGAAUAUGUUCUGCUGCUAUUUGUGGUUUUAUAGGACAUCCUGGUGAGUAUUGAUGUUCUAUUCAAGCGUAUUGCUAGUAUUGGUGCUGAGGAAUUGACAAGUCUGUGAUUAUGGGUUCUCCAGUGAUGUGUAUUGGGGUUGUGGGCAUGCUGGCCUCUGAAAUCUAUAAUGACGUCUUCCGUUUUACUUGUGUUGAGGUGGAGAUUGUCGUCAAAGCCCCAAACCACUUGCCAAGGCUACUUCCUGAGGGUAUUGACCUUCGUUGCUAUUUGCAUACGGAGCGUCGAGUGGUUUGUGUAGAGGCACAAGAGUCAGGGUGGGAGGACACAAGUGUGGCUGACGUCUGUGUUGUGUGUCAGAGACUCUAUUAGCAUGUGUAGGGAUCAACGUUCACGUCCAUCUGUUUAUUGAAGGGAUUAACACAUGGGCGUAGGCGUCAGGUGUCGUAGUGCGUGAUCAACCAGUGCAAGAAGCUGAAGCAGCAGCGGAGGAAGCACACUGUGUAGGGAAGUGUGUGGGUCUUUGUCUGUGAUAUUUAUUUGCGUUUGAAAGAAUGAUGAUAAUAAUAUAAUGAAGGGGAUUUUUGUUUUAAUUUGAUGCUUUUAAUAGUGUUGAAAAGCCAAAGACAGCAACGGAAUUCUGAGGAAAUGUGUCAAUUAGAUGCACAAAACAUCUAUGACAUUUUCCGUGCAGCCUCAGAUAAAUAAACCUUUUAUUUUACCCUGUGUGAACAACCUUUAACUGAAUUAUAAAGAAUGUGAUUCAGGAAGGGACAGUGUGGAAUAAGGAUUUUGAAUGAUAAAGGAGUUCAAAUAGACCAAACAUGGAAAAGGAGAGUAGAAUUAAUAAUCAUGUUCAUGUUUAGGGAUCAGUCACUAGAGGGCACUAAAACACAGAUCAUAACUCCAGCGGCUCAACAUCCAGAGGAUCAGCUUAUUCCACUCAUAUGUUUAUGUGAUUUUUCUGUGAUUUUUCAGGCGUCAAUCCAGGUUGAAAUGUGUAAUUAGGUUCUUCCUCAAAUACAUAAUAUUAAAGACACGUUUUCCUUUCUUUGUUAUGGGGAUUUCCUGUACAGUACGAUUUUAUUAAGGGCUGAUGCAGACACAUCUUCAUCUUCCUGGUUGUUUGAGCAUCGUAACUAUUAAUCCUCAAAAGUCUUUUAUGGUAAAUGAAACAAACCAAAUCUGACCAAAACCAAAAGAAUGAAAUCCAGGUGAGAGAUGGUGACAGUCAGACCAGAUGAACUCUGAUGAUCUGACUCUGCCUUCCAGGUUUCAGACUUAACUCCACAAUCACUUUACUGCAGCUUAACUCAUUUACAUUCAACUGAUUUUAAUUUAUUCUUUUUUUUUUUAUCCAAGUGGUGUCACUGCUUAUGUUGUCAUGAAAUGCUGUUGCUUGAGAAUGAUUAAAUAUAAGACUUUUAUUUUACUUUAGCAGAAGCAGUAUACUGUGAUAAAUACAGACUAAAUAAAAGUAUCACUUCAUUCAUAAUAUACUGAACUGCCUUCACAUAUCUGGUCCUUUCACUUUCCUGUAAAUAACAUGUUUAUUUCAUUCUGUUGCACCACAUGGAUGAAGACCUGUUGGAGCGUUUCUUAUUCAAACUGCUGCUUUUACACGAACAAUUUACUUGAGUAAACACGUUUCUACACUUGU
This is a messenger RNA of Limanda limanda (common dab), 4230 nucleotides long. RefSeq names its product carbohydrate sulfotransferase 15-like. The record is from RefSeq and is a predicted model, not a curated record. Lineage: Eukaryota; Metazoa; Chordata; Actinopteri; Pleuronectiformes; Pleuronectidae. Gene Ontology annotation, biological process: hexose biosynthetic process. Gene Ontology annotation, molecular function: N-acetylgalactosamine 4-sulfate 6-O-sulfotransferase activity. The transcript is spliced from 8 exons. Bases 305 to 1912 code for a protein of 535 amino acids.